This is a messenger RNA of Gymnodraco acuticeps, 4773 nucleotides long. RefSeq names its product TAF2 RNA polymerase II, TATA box binding protein (TBP)-associated factor (gene taf2). Lineage: Eukaryota; Metazoa; Chordata; Actinopteri; Perciformes; Bathydraconidae. Gene Ontology annotation, molecular function: transcription cis-regulatory region binding; chromatin binding; RNA polymerase II general transcription initiation factor activity. Gene Ontology annotation, biological process: transcription initiation at RNA polymerase II promoter. The transcript is spliced from 27 exons. The coding region runs from base 404 to 4048 and encodes 1214 amino acids. Gene Ontology annotation, cellular component: transcription factor TFIID complex. The record is from RefSeq and is a predicted model, not a curated record.
AUGGCUGCACACACUGCAGCCGCGAUCUCAAUUCUAUCAGCAGCCGGAUAAUGAGGAUAUAUCGAUGUUUUGAUCCACGACUACCGCAGGCAACAUUAUAUGGAUCUAUUCUCUCUAUUUAAUACGAUUGGUAGUCAUGGCCGACUUUUAUUAAUGAAUACGUCCACUGAGGUUGCAAUAAAAACACUACAGCAGUCUCCGGGCAACACAACCUGAAUAUAAAGCAUUCAUUACAGAGUCAGUGACAGUACUGCUUGCCUCUGACUCAGAGCCUGUUUGUUCUACUCUCGGCAGUCUGCAUGCAUGUGGAAGUAGCCCCUCACGGCUGGUGAGACGAAGCACCAAUACAAGGAGCAGAGUUCCGGCAUGUUGAAACUUUAGUCAACAGAACAGAGACAAGAGGAUGAACAAGAAGAAGGACAAGGGCUUUGAGAGCCCGCGCCCCUUUAAAUUGACCCACCAGGUGGUGUGCAUCAACAACAUCAACUUCCAGAGAAAGUCUGUCAUUGGCUUUGUUGAGCUGACCAUUUUCCCCACGGUGGUCAACCUGAACCGGAUCAAGCUUAACAGCAAACAGUGCCGCAUCUACAGGGUCCGAGUCAAUGAACUGGAAGCACCAUUCAUUUACAAUGACCCUACACUGGAGGUGUGCCACCAUGAGUCCAAGCAGAGGAACCUCAACUACUUCUCCAGUGCCUACACUGCAGCAGUGAGUGCUGUGGAUCCUGAUGCAGGACAUGGCGAGCUCGUCAUCAAAGUUCCCUCUGAGCUCUGGAAACAAGGGGACGAGUUGAAAGUUUUAAAGGUGUACAUAGAGUUUUCCCUGGACCAGCCAAAAGGAGGUCUUCACUUCGUCGUUCCAGAUGUGGAAGGCAGCAUGGCGGAGAGAGGGGCUCACGUUUUCUCCUUCGGAUACCAGAACUCCACGAGAUUCUGGUUCCCCUGUGUAGACUCCUACUCAGAGCUGUGCACAUGGAAGCUGGAGUUCACCGUGGAUGCUUCCAUGGUGGCGGUGUCCUGUGGAGAUCUGGUGGAGACCAUCUACACUAAUGACAUGAGGAAGAAGACCUACCACUACAUCCUCCCCAUCCCCACCGCGGCCCCCAACAUCUCCCUAGCUGUGGGGCCAUUUGAAAUCCUUGUAGAUCCCUACAUGCAUGAGGUGACCCACUUCUGCCUGCCACAGCUGCUGCCCCUGCUCAAACACUCCAUGUCUUACCUGCAUGAGAUCUUUGAGUUCUAUGAGGAGAUUCUGACAUGCCGCUACCCUUAUGCCUGCUUCAAGACUGUGUUUGUGGACGAGGCCUACGUACAAGUGUCCUCCUAUGCUUCCAUGAGUAUCUUCAGCACCAACCUGCUCCACAGCUCUAUGAUCAUAGACCAGACCCCGCAGACACGUCGCUGUCUGGCCCAGGCCCUGGCUCAGCAGUUCUUUGGCUGUUUUAUCUCCAGGAUGUCAUGGGCUGAUGAGUGGGUGCUGAAGGGGAUCUCAGGCUACAUCUACGGCCUCUACCUAAAGAAGACCUUUGGAGUGAAUGAGUACCGGCACUGGAUCAAAGAGGAGUUGGACAAGAUUGUGGAGUAUGAACUGAAGAUGGGGGGGGUUCUGCUGCACCCGACCUUCAGUGGAGGAAAAGAGAAAGACAAUCCAACCCCCCACCUCCACUUCUCCAUCAAGCACCCCCACACUUUGUCCUGGGAGUACUACAAGAUGUUCCAGUGUAAGGCCCACCUGGUGAUGAGGCUGAUAGAGAACCGGAUCAGCAUGGAGUUCAUGUUGCAGGUUUUCAACAAGCUUCUGAGCCUGGCGAGUACCGCCUCCUCCCAGAAGUACCAGAGUCACAUGUGGAGCCAGAUGCUUCUGUCCACUCACGCCUUCCUCAAGUCCAUCUCCAACGUCUCAGGCAAAGACAUCGGCCCCCUCAUCAAACAGUGGGUAGACCAAAGUGCUGUGGUGAAAUUCUUUGGCAGUUUUGCUUUUAAUAGGAAAAGGAACGUGCUGGAGCUGGAGAUCCGUCAGGACUACACAUCAUCUGGAACCCAGAAAUAUGUGGGCCCUAUCAAAGUGACAGUGCAGGAGCUGGAUGGAUCCUUCAACCACACGCUGCAGAUCGAGGAGAACAGCCUGAAACACGACAUCCCCUGUCACUCCAAGAGCCGCCGAAACAAGAAAAAGAAGAUUCCUCUGAUGAAUGGAGAGGAAGUUGACAUGGAUUUAUCGGCAAUGGAUGCUGACUCUCCUCUCCUCUGGAUCCGGAUCGACCCGGACAUGUCCAUCCUGAGGAAGGUGGAGUUUGAGCAGGCUGACUUCAUGUGGCAGUAUCAGCUGCGCUAUGAAAGGGAUGUAGUUGCACAGGAGGAGGCCAUCUCAGCUUUGGAGAAGUUCCCAACUCCUGCCUCCAGACUGGCUCUGACGGACAUCCUGGAGCAGGAACAGUGUUUCUACAAAGUCCGCAUGCAGGCCUGCUUCUGUUUGGCCAAGAUAGCCAAUGCCAUGGUGAGCACGUGGCAGGGCCCCCCAGCUAUGAAGUCCCUGUUUACCAGAAUGUUCUGCUGUAAGAGCUGCCCCAACAUCGUCAAGACCAACCACUUCAUCAGCUUUCAGACGUACUUCCUGCAAAAGACGAUGCCUGUUGCCAUGGCGUUACUCAGAGAUGUCCAGAACCUCUGUCCCAAAGAUGUGCUCAACUUCAUCCUGGACCUGAUCAAGUACAACGACAACAGAAAAAACAAAUUCUCAGAUAACUACUACCGUGCAGAGCUGAUUGAAGCCCUGACCAACUCCCUGACCCCGGCCAUCAGCAUCAGCAAUGAGGUGCGCACCGUGGACAAUCUGAAUGCUGACGUGCGUCUCAUCUUGGAGGAGAUCACACGGUUCCUGAACAUGGAGAAGCUGCUGCCGAGCUUCAGGAACACCAUCACUGUCAGCUGUCUGAAUGCGAUCCGAGAGCUGCAGAAGAACGGACACAUUCCCAGUGACGCGUCGCUCUUCAAGUCCUACGCAGAGUACGGACACUUUGUAGACGUUCGCGUCGCUGCACUGGAGGCUCUGGUGGACUACACUAGAGUGGAGAGGAGCUCAGCAGAGCUGCAGUGGCUGCUCAACAUGGUGCAGAACGAGCCGGCUCAUUACGUCAGACAUAAGAUCCUUGGGAUGCUCUGCAAGAAUCCACCUUUCACCAAGAGCACAGACUCGGCUCUGUGUAACGAAGCGCUGGUCGACCAGCUCUGGAAACUUAUGAACUCAGGUACGUCCCAUGACUGGCGGCUGCGCUGUGAUGCAGUGAACCUCUACUAUACGCUGUUUGGUCUGACCCGCCCCUCCUGCCUGCCCCUGCCGGAGCUGGGCCUCGUGCUCAACCUGAAGGAGAAGAAAGCUGUCCUGAACCCUACCAUCAAGCCUGAGUUGGGGGGGGCCCCAGUGAUGGACACCGCGGCCAGUAUAGGCAUCCAUGGUGUUGGCAUGAGCUACAUAGCUGUGGAUGAAGAACCUGACCCGAUUUCAUUAGGGGUGUGUGGGGUGGGCCAGCCCCCCCAGGGCCUGAAGAGGAAGGCUGAGACCCCACUGGGCUCGCCUCCAGAGCCGGGACAGAUCCUGCAGCAGCAGCAGCAGGAGGACGACGGGAGGGGGGGCCGCUUCAAGAUCAGGUUCAACACAAUGGAAGAUGAAGAUAUCGAUAUGGAGACGGUUCAUGAUAGUCAGGCCUUCAUUCACCAUCAUCUCAACCUGUUAGAGAGACCCUCUACUCCAGGUAAAGAGCCUCCGUCAGUGGAGCAGUCCAUGCUCUCCAUGCCUGCCACGCCCGUGCCCUCCUUCUCCAAGGAGACCACCUCUUCAACCUCCAAACACGUCGGGGAGCAUGGCCACCACCAUCACCACCACCAUCAUGAGCACAAGAAGAAGAAGAAGAAGCACAAACACAAGCACAAGCACAAGCACAAACAUGAGAGCAAGGACAAGGAGAAGGAGAGGGGGGACGGGGGCCACGCCUACAGCAACAGCCCGGCCAGCGGCAGGUCGCUGCGCUCACCCUCGCUCUCCGACUGAGGGCAACUGCACACAUCUGAGCACGGAGUCACAACAUGGCAGUUUAUCUGAAUAUUCAACACUCAGUGGUGUUAAUGCACAGGAAGACUUAUUAGAACAACGCAUACAAGGAAAGGAUGAUGUAGUCCUCAGAUCAAUGGCACCACGCAAUUUCUCAGCAGUCAGUUUGAGAGAGGAAAACCCUCCAGAGCCACACACACACACACACACACACACCAUGCUGGGGUUUGUGGACUUUUGACACCGCUUCCAAUCUGCCUGAGGCAUGCAACCACACACACCUCUCUCCACAAACAGGCAACAACCUCCUCCACCCCCCCUUCCCCAGACCACUCUUGUGUGCCUCAUCCCACAGCUCGGCCCCGGCCUUCAGUGAGGCUCUGAGGGGAGAUUGAUGACGGGGGUGUGGAGUACAGCGUCUGUCUUCAACAUCUUAAUGACAUCUCCUGUUUGCCCUGAACAUCUCCUGUCCACAAAUGAAACUCAAGUUAUACUAGUAUGUUUUUUUCAAAAUAUGUUUUGUUUUCCCAACUGUCAUCAUUGAUAAUGAAAGACACUUUUGUAUUCAUGAAUGUUUUAACUAGAUUCCAUGUAUGAGUACAUUUACUCUGGCUCUGUUUCUUAGCAGUGGAACACUGAGAAUAAUUCAAUGUUCCUCAUUUAGAGCAUUUCGAUUCUUAUUGAAUCAGAAUCGCCUAAAUAAACAAUAAAAUAAAUAGACUUAA